GCAAAUAUUUCAAUAAUUAAAAUAAAUUAAUAUGUGGGGUCGUAAAAGCUUUGAAAGCAAUAAAUCUCAAUUACUACGGGUUCACAACGCACAAAAUGCAGAAUUCGAAGAUCAUCUAUCUCUUUUACUUAUGUGGUUCAUCAGAACUGCUUGGAUGGAACGUGUUAAAUUCGUGGAAGAUUUACUGAACAAGACCAAAGGUUUAAAUGUUAUUGGUAACAUUAUUAAUACUACACGUGGAAAUGUGUAUAAAGAAUGUAUUUAUAUUGCAACACAGUGUGAAACUGACAAUUUAUUUGACAAAAUUAUAUUUGAUGAUAAUAGAACGAUAUCUAGUGCUACAUUUUAUGAAAUAAGAGAAAAAGACUUGACAUGGUUUGGUAAUUUAUCAGAAUCAAGGCAAUUCGAAGUUUUAAUGGAUUCAGUUACUACCUAUUUGGAUAAAUCGCCGAAUCAUAAGUUUGUUAGAUCCUAAAACCAUGAAAAUUGCUAAGAAAGUCAAUAAAUAUUGGAACAGGCUUGUGAAGGCCGUAGAAGCAGAAAUGCAACUUAAUAUACAAAUAGAAAAAGCAUUGAUAAAACAA
Chrysoperla carnea is the source of this 584-nucleotide messenger RNA. RefSeq lists its product as uncharacterized. The transcript is spliced from 4 exons. The record is from RefSeq and is a predicted model, not a curated record. Lineage: Eukaryota; Metazoa; Arthropoda; Insecta; Neuroptera; Chrysopidae. The coding region runs from base 32 to 475 and encodes 147 amino acids.